GCCAGAAUGCAGUGCCUGCUGCACCCUCUCGUGGUGUCCCUCCUCCUGGCAUCCGUGUGUGGGAACCUCGGCCCUCGGGGUCAGCUUGAUGGUGGAGGGGGAGACCCCGAGUCUGCGGACCCCCGGUGGGGGCAGCUUAAGAGUGGAAACCUGAGCAGACCCCUCCUGCCUGCCGACUUCCACAAGGAGAACACAGUCACCAACGAGUGGAUCACGGACGGGGAAGAGGACGAGGACUACCUGGACCUGGAGAAGAUCUUCGGGGAGGAUGACGACUACAUCGACAUCGUGGACGCGGUCUCGCCUGUGGACCCUGGGACUGGCGCCGGCAGCGUGCUCCAGCUCUUCCCGGGCAAGAGCCGCAUCCAGCGGCUCAACCUCCUCAACGCCAAGUUCGCCUUAGACCUCUACCGGGCGCUGAAGGAGCGGGUCGGCGCCUCGGACAAUGUCUUUCUGGCGCCCGUAGGUGUGUCCGCAGCCAUGGCCAUGCUCUCCCUGGGCCUGCGUGGGGACACCCACGAGCAGGUACACGCUGCCCUGCGCUUCGCCGACUUUGUCAACGCCAGCACCACAUACGAGCUGGGCACCGUCCACAACCUGUUCCGGAAGCUGACCCACCGCCUCUUCCGGAGGAAUUUCGGGUACACGCUGCGGUCCGUCAGCGACCUGUACAUUCAGAAGCAAGUUCCAGUCCUGGACGACUUCAGAGCCAAGGUCCGACAGUACUACUUCGCCGAGGUCCGCGCGGCUGACUUCUCUGAUCCCGCCUUCAUCUCCCAAACCAACCAGCACAUCUCGCGGCUCACCAAGGGCCUCAUAAGAGACGUGCUGGAGGACAUGGACCCCGCAACUCAGAUGAUGCUCCUGAACUGCAUCUACUUUAAAGGGUCCUGGGUGAACAAAUUCCCAGCGGAAAUGACACACAACCACAACUUCCGGCUGAACGAGCGAGAGGUGGUCAAGGUCCCCAUGAUGCAGACCAAGGGGGCCUUCCUGGCGGCAAGCGACCAGGAGCUGGACUGCGACGUCCUGCGGCUGGAGUACAUGGGGGGCAUCAGCAUGCUGGUGGUGGUCCCGCACAAGCUGUCUGGGAUGAAGACCCUCGAGGCCCAGCUGAAGCCCCAGGUGGUGGAGAGAUGGCAGAAGAGCAUGACAAACAGGACACGGGAGGUACUCCUGCCCAAGUUCAAGCUAGAAAAGGACUACAACCUGGUGGAGGCCCUGCGGUCCCUGGGGGUCACAGCGCUGUUCGACAGGAACAGCAAUAUGACGGGGAUCUCGGACCAGAGGAUCGUCAUCGACCUGUUCAAGCACCAAGGCACCAUCAUGGUGGACGAGGAAGGCACGCAGGCUGCGGCCGUGACCGCCGUGGGGUUCAUGCCAUUGUCCACCCAGGUCCGCUUCAGCGUCGACCGGCCCUUCCUGUUCCUUGUCUAUGAGCACCGCACGGGCUGCCUGCUCUUCCUGGGCCGGGUCGCCAACCCCACCAGGUCUUAG
Eubalaena glacialis (North Atlantic right whale) is the source of this 1497-nucleotide messenger RNA. RefSeq names its product serpin family D member 1 (gene SERPIND1). The transcript is spliced from 4 exons. Gene Ontology annotation, molecular function: serine-type endopeptidase inhibitor activity. Bases 7 to 1497 code for a protein of 496 amino acids. NCBI's taxonomy places the organism in Eukaryota, Metazoa, Chordata, Mammalia, Artiodactyla, Balaenidae. Gene Ontology annotation, biological process: blood coagulation; negative regulation of endopeptidase activity. The record is from RefSeq and is a predicted model, not a curated record.